CAGGCCGACGCGAUGGUUAACGAGUACUAUUGCGAUCUCAGCCGCACAGGUACCUGGAACUGGGCCAAGGAUUGGACAGCUGGAGGAGCGAAGAGUGACGUCUAUACCUACUUCUUGACCCAUGUGCCUCCUAACGGAAACGGUGGUGCCUACCAUGGCUUAGAGCUGUAAUACGGGUUCCACACUCUGCCGUAUGCCGAUGCCUCUUCUGAUUGGACGGAGACGGACUAUGCUAUUGCGGACGUCCUGCAAAGCUACUGGGUCAAUUCUAUCAAGAAUGACAACCCUAAUGGCGAAGGAUUGGCCUAUUGGCCACCCAGUAAGGAAAAUGCAACGCCCAUGUAGCUUGGCGACUCUUGGGGAGCUGGAAAGGUUGCAGAGCCUGCCCGAAUUGAUCUAAUCCGGAGCUUGUUCAGCCAGAAUGUCGAAUGGUUAAAUACCUCGAGUGGGUCAGAAUAUGGGGAUAUAACCUGUGUGAG
This is a messenger RNA of Aspergillus eucalypticola CBS 122712, 479 nucleotides long. RefSeq lists its product as uncharacterized. The record is from RefSeq and is a predicted model, not a curated record. The transcript has a single exon. Bases 13 to 171 code for a protein of 52 amino acids. Lineage: Eukaryota; Fungi; Ascomycota; Eurotiomycetes; Eurotiales; Aspergillaceae.